Molecule: messenger RNA, 1728 nt
Organism: Prorocentrum cordatum
Lineage: Eukaryota; Dinophyceae; Prorocentrales; Prorocentraceae
Source: the annotation of a GenBank genome assembly
AUGGCCACCGGGCAGGAGCCCGCCGACCUCCCGGCCUCGGGCGCGCGCACCGAGGCGGGCGCGCCCGCGGCGAAGCACCGCGGGGCCGGGGAGCACGGCGAGCCGCGCUUCGGCUUUGCCGGGUAUGCGGCGAUGCUCACGGCUGCCGGAGGCGUAUGGCUUGCGGACCUGUGGUCCAGCAUGUUCAUCGAUGCUGGCGAAUCCCACCCUUAUGCCCUGCUGCGGGAGAACUACUGGCUGAGCAAUGUCUUCUUGAGCGUAGGCCUCCUCCUUGGCAUCACCCUGUAUGUGCUGGACGUUUUCAUGCCGCCGCACCUCCGCGGGCAGCCCGGGGCCCUGUGGAACAACGACCGUUGCGUCGGCCGGGCGCUCCUGGUGCUCGUAGUGCUUCUCUUUUUAGUUGGCUGCCUGUUUAUGGCUGCAUAUUACCCGCACUUUCCCAUGCUGAUAUUUAUUGCGUUGGGUAUGGUCAUUCCUGCCAGCGUGCGGCUGCUGACGCUGCCGCAGAGGGCGGACGGGGCUGGCAGGGGAGCCCGAGAACUGGGCCGCCGCGAAUCGAAGCUGAGCUCGCUGAAGGCGCUCGUCCAGAAGUCCGACGACGCGCUCAAGUUCUAUCAGGCCUUCGCGUUCGCAUAUUUUUCCAGCUCGGUCGCUGUCGCGUUUGCCUGGGCGGUGCAGGUGGGCAGCGGGCAGAUCUGCUUCUCGGGCUGCGACAACCAGUUCACGGUCGUCAGCGACAGCUGCGGCGACUCGGCGGCCGACGGUCUCGACUCUGGCCUGGUUGUGUUCCUGGCCAUGAGCCCCCUCUUCGUGGCGUUCGCGAACCUGGUCUUCGGGCUCUUCGCGCUGGUCCGGAUCGUGAUGAACAGCACCUACCUCUCUACAUCGAGGCACCGCAACCAGCUGGCGACCGCCCUGCGCGUGAACCGGGAGGCGCUGGAGAGGAACGAGGUGUUGCUCGAGCUGUCCCCAGCGCCCUCCGAGAACGCCGAGCCCAGGCCCAGCGGUGGCUCCGAGCCGACCCGUGAGGUCAGCGAGGAGUUCCAGAGCAUGGAGCUCAAGAGUUACCAGCAGCUCACGAUGCUCGUGAAGGCCGUGGGAUUUAUGCUGAUAUUGCUAAUCGGCUUGAGCUACGCUGGUGCCUUGCUUGUCUGGGCGGACAACGAGAUAGCGAGCAUGUUCUGCAGCCUUCUGGUUGUGUUCUUCAUCGGAUUCAUCUUAAUGACUGUCUUCUCGUUCUCUAGAAUCGCGCACGUGCUGGGCAACUGGUUGAUUGAUCUUCCAUUGUGGGGCCAUGUCUUGAACUUCAUGAAGAAUGACUGGGUGCAAGCAUUUACCCUGUGCAUAGUGUUCCCGCUGCUACUGCCAUUCGCAGUGCUGUGUAUCACGAACCAGCGGGUGAGGAGUUUAAGGGGUAUCUCCGGAUUUGUUGACCAAGACGCAGUCGACAGCGCGGCUUUGAGUACCGUCGAUCCUGAUGAUCCGGCUGUUCCUGCAGCCGAUCCUAUUGGAAUGAGGGCUUUCCUGAACGAGCUGAACCAUUUGCUACACCCAACGGAUACACAACCAGAUUCCCCCCUCCGGUUCUGGGUGACUGCAAGAGUGCACGGUGUCUGGCAGAAGAUCCGGAACCUCCGGUGGUUAUCUAUUCAAUUUACAUUUGGUGUCUGCUGCCCUUCUCUUACUACGUCGGAUCCUUGGUCUUCAACGCGGGGUUUGCGUACCUGA